AUGAGUUAUCUACCUAAUGGGUCAAACCCAACAACAAGCUCUUUCACAUGUAAUACAUGUGGGAUAAAAUUUAUAAGUGCUGAAUUACAAAGGCAGCACAUGAAGACAGAGUGGCAUAGGUACAAUUUGAAAAGAAAAGUUGCUCAGUUACCAUCGAUUUCGUCGGAAACCUUUGCAGAAAAGAUUCUCAGUUCCAAGCUUCGCAACAGUAAUGACCAGGAUCAUGAGGAUGAAUAUGGAUUCUAUGUGGCUACGCGAAAGAGAAAGAAUAACUCGAGGAAGCAAAGUAAAACUACUUUGAGAGCCAUCUCUGAUCAAAGAGGUAGAGCACAAACUUAUCAUCAUACCCUUGGGACAGCGGAAAGAAGUGCUAGUCCGGCUUUGUCUGUUGCCUCCGAAUUUUCUCAAUUCUCCAUUGGUGAUGACCAAGAGAGUUUUGUUGAAAUUGGACCUGUAAGUACGGGAUCUGAAUUGAACUUUUCAGAGUCUUCGGAAUUCACCGAUUCUGGGCACGAACUGGAGGACCCAAUAUCUGAUGAAGAGCUGAAUUCAAGUUUUUUAAAACCGAGUCUUGUUCAAGAAGCGUCCGAUAUCAGUUGUCUUUACUGUGGUGUGAAUAACCACGACAUUGAGUCAAACAUCAAACACAUGUAUAAACACCAUGGAUUGUAUAUACCCGAAAGGUCGUACUUGGUUGAUAUACGGGGGCUACUUGAGUACUUGGGUGAUGCUAUUUCUCGGUUCGAGUGUUUGGUUUGUGGCUUUCAUGGAAAGAAUUUGGUAAGCAUUCGUCAACAUUUGCAUUCCAAGGGACAUUGUAAAUUGCCGUACGAGAGCAAGGAGGAGAAAGAGCAAGUGGCUCAUUAUUACGAUUUCAUGGAGAAUCAGGAGGAUAAGUCGGAAAACAACGCACGAGACCACAAGACCACCGAGAAGCAUGUUGAUUUUGAUAAAUUGGAACCUUCCACUGGUUCCGAAAGUGAUGAAAACACGUCGAUGAAUUUGCAUCCAUCAGGAGAAGCUGAACAAACAACGGGUAUAAAUGACAAUUACACAUUGGUAACUAUUGAUUCAUCAGGAGUGGAAUUGACAACACCCGUAGGGUCAAGAAUAGGACACAGAUCAAUGCACAGAUACUACCGUCAAAAUAUCCCACUCACGUUAACAGUGAGAGAUGAAGGUAGGCGAACACAAGCAAUGGUUGAUAGAAGACUAGCCCCUGGUUUGACUUGGCAUCAAGUGACUAAGCAGGAGAAGCAGUCACAAAGGGCAGAAGAAAAUGCAAAGAAUGAUGAAGUUAGAAAGCUCAAAACGAAAAAGGCAAACUACCAGAAACAUUUCAGAGACGAGAUAUUGGGUACCUAG
Molecule: messenger RNA, 1365 nt
Organism: Lodderomyces parapsilosis
Lineage: Eukaryota; Fungi; Ascomycota; Pichiomycetes; Serinales; Debaryomycetaceae
Exons: 1
Coding region: 1-1365 (454 amino acids)
Biological process (GO): ribosomal large subunit biogenesis
Cellular component (GO): preribosome, large subunit precursor
Molecular function (GO): nucleic acid binding; zinc ion binding
Source: RefSeq, a predicted model, not a curated record